AAUCAUCACCCAGAAUAAAAACCUUCAAAAGUCAUCAAAAAGAAAAAUCCUUAGAAGUUAUAAAGACAGAAACACAAUCCCAAUUUUGUUUGAGAAGAAAAUGCAAUCUAAAUAUGUGAACCUACAAAGAGCAAACAAAUUUAAAAUCACAGACAGAAAUCUUACUGUACCUAUAGAAUUUAUUCUCUUGGGAUUUUCUGAUAUUCCCAAAUUGCACUGGCUUCUCUUUGGUAUCUUCCUCUUCAUCUACAUGAUUAUCCUGCUGGGAAAUGGCAUCAUCAUUCUAAUCACAAGGGUUGAGCCCACUCUGCAAACCCCCAUGUAUUUUUUCAUCAGCAAUUUUUCUUUCCUAGAAAUUUGCUAUGUUUCAGUCACUCUCCCUAGGAUGCUUAUGGAUCUCUUCACACUGAAAGGAAAUAUUUCUUUUCUUGCCUGUGCUACACAAAUGUGUCUAUUCCUUAUCCUGGGAGCCACCGAAUGUUUCCUCCUGGCUGUGAUGGCCUAUGAUCGCUAUGUGGCUAUCUGCAACCCUCUGCUGUAUCCUGUAGUUAUGAGUCCCAAGGUGUGUACCCAGCUAGUGGUUGGUUCCUGGGUCAUUGGUAUUCCCAUUCAGGUGGGGCAGACAUAUCAGAUUUUGUCUCUGCCUUUCUGUGAAUCUAACCAAAUUAAUCACUUCUUCUGUGACAUACCUCCACUACUCAAAUUGGCAUGUGGGAACAUCGUUGUGAAUGAAAUUGUGGUCUUUAUUUUCGCAGUAUUGAUUGUCACAGUCCCAUUCAUGUUAAUCCUUGCAUCUUACAGCAGGAUCAUCUCAAACAUCUUGAAGUUGCCAUCAAACACAGGAAGGACAAAAGCCUUUUCUACCUGCUCUUCCCACCUUAUAGUUGUGUUUUUAUUCUAUGGAUCAGCUAGUAUCACCUAUUUAAAACCUAAGUCCAAUAAGUAUGAGGGGACAGACAAACUUCUCUCUGUGUUUUAUACCAUUUUGACUCCAAUGUUCAAUCCCUUGAUAUAUAGCCUGAGGAACAAAGAUGUCACAGGAGCACUAAGAAAAUUAUUUACCAGAUUGUUAGCAUUGUGAGUCAAUUAAAGUCAGA
Arvicanthis niloticus (Nile rat) is the source of this 1097-nucleotide messenger RNA. The record is from RefSeq and is a predicted model, not a curated record. NCBI's taxonomy places the organism in Eukaryota, Metazoa, Chordata, Mammalia, Rodentia, Muridae.